GUCUCCCCUCUGCUCAACGCAUCCUUCACGGCGACAGAUCCUCGCAGAACCAAGACAAGGCUCGCACAGGCUAAAAUUCAAUCAAAAUGGCUGCGGCAACCUCGAUGGCAGCUGCCCUUGCAGCCUCUCUCCCCGCGCCGGUUGCAGCACCUACACCUGCUGCCCCCACAUAUGAAGCCAUCCCGGCCUCCAUGUCCAAGGCAAUUGACAUUGAGGCAGAAAUCUCGCUGACUUGCGUGCAGCUCGACGGUAUGGUGGUGACGAAGAUCAUCAAGCACUCCCGAGAGGCGCACGGCCCCGCCGCUCACGGACUCGUGCUUGGUCUCGACCUCGACGGGACGCUGGAGGUGUCCAACUCUUUCCCCCUCCCAUCCGAUGAGGACGAUAAGUCCCCCAAAGGCGUUGCCCGGUUCCAGGCGGCGAUGCUGCGCUCGCUGAAGGAGGUUCAGGCAGAUGACAGCGUCGUGGGAUUCUACCAGGCCAUGACGCUUGGGUCGUUCUUCAAUCAAACGCUCGUCGACACGCAGGCUAUUCAUCAGGAAAAACUUAGACAUGGGGGUAUCGUAAUUGUGCACGACAUGUCGCAGACUGCGCGAGGGAACGCUUCAUUCCGGGCGUUCCGGCUUACAAAAGCGUUCUUGGACGCGUACAAGAGAAACAAUUUCAGCACGGCGAGCCUCAUCAGCCACCGGCUUACGUUUUCCUCUAUCCUGGAGGAAAUCCCCCUCAAGAUCCGGACGAACGCGCUGCUGAGUGCAUUCCUGGGGACGCUGACAGAGAGCGCGCCAUUGUCAGGACCUGAUGUUAACCCGUCAUCGGCGACGUCAUCAACGACGCUGCCGCCCUCGUUCGCGACGCUAAAUCUGGGGACGUCAAGCGUGUCGCGGAACCUCGAGCACAUUAUCGAGGCGCUCGACAACUACAAGACCGAGGAAGGCAACCUGGCUUACCUGCAGCGACAGAUUGCGCGCGAGAAGGCGCGGGCAGACACGUAUGUGUCGAAGCGGAAGGAGGAGAACGCCGCGCGUGUGGCGCAGGGCCUCGCGCCGCUGCCCGAAGAGGACGUGAACAGACUAUUCAAGAUACCGCCGGAGCCGAGUCGGCUGGAGAGCGUGCUGCUGCUGGGGAAGAUUGAUGCGUACGCGAAGAGCCUAGCGGAGACGUCUAGUACAGGGCUGGUGAAGAUGCACGCGGCAAAGGCUAACCCGGGGGUGUGAUGCGUGUGUAAUUGCUGUACAUUAUGAUGAAAUGGGAGUGUGAUUCGGUG
Molecule: messenger RNA, 1267 nt
Organism: Postia placenta MAD-698-R-SB12
Lineage: Eukaryota; Fungi; Basidiomycota; Agaricomycetes; Polyporales; Adustoporiaceae
Exons: 5
Coding region: 87-1217 (376 amino acids)
Cellular component (GO): cytosol; eukaryotic 43S preinitiation complex; eukaryotic translation initiation factor 3 complex
Molecular function (GO): protein binding; translation initiation factor activity; metallopeptidase activity
Source: RefSeq, a predicted model, not a curated record